Molecule: messenger RNA, 1830 nt
Organism: Pieris brassicae (large cabbage white)
Lineage: Eukaryota; Metazoa; Arthropoda; Insecta; Lepidoptera; Pieridae
Product: germinal-center associated nuclear protein
Exons: 7
Coding region: 469-1566 (365 amino acids)
Biological process (GO): centrosome duplication; spindle assembly
Cellular component (GO): centrosome; spindle; nucleus
Source: RefSeq, a predicted model, not a curated record
GAGGUGACUUACUAACGCGAAUCGAAUUUAAAUGAAAAUCAUGACGUGGAUUGGAGGAAUUUUGACUCGAUGUGGUCUUCAUAUUUGAUCAAUCAUAUAAAUUCAGCUUGAGAGACAAGUUAUGUUUUAGGCCUUUGAUAAUUAUGGAGUUUGUUCGUAAUGUUUUAACUCAUACAUGGUUGAGUCAAAAUCGCUUUUUGACAGUUCGUCACAGUUUGUAUGGGAAUGACACUCAUGAUAUGCGACUUUUUUCAUACAAAUUCAUUUAGCGUUAGUUGGUCACGCCUGACGAAAUUCGAUUUUGUCUCAGUAUGGGAUAUGGCCGUUUGUUUUUUAAAACUAGCAAUAAUUCAUUUUGACAUAUUUUUAUUUGAAACUUGAUUAACAUAUCUGUAUAUGAAUAAAACCGAAUGCAUUAGUAAUGGUAAAUAAUAAAUGGUAAAACUUGAAACGUAAUUAAAACGUAUAAUGUCCUAUCUAAACUAUUUAUGUAAUAAUCAAGGAUUGAAUAAGAGAGAGAAAAUUAUUGGAACAUGCUAUACUAUGUGUCCCCAGGAUGAAAUUUGGUUACGAAAGCGUGAAAAGCUUAUUCAUAUAUUAGAAGUCGUUGGUGAUAAUUUUAAGCUUGUGAAAAGUUAUAGUAGGUCAGCGGCAGAUGCUAACAUAGCUGUUCCUAGCCUGCUGCGACCCUACAGUGUUCUUAAGAAAACUGUAAAUUAUUUGUUACAUGAAGUGGGUAAACAAACAAAUGUACCAGUAAUAGUAAUUUAUGAUUUUUUAAAUGACAGACUAAGAGCAGUGCGUCAAGACAUGACAAUACAAAGAUUGCUACCUGAACAAUGUAUGGAAUUACUUGAGCCAAUUAUUCGAUUCCAUGUGUAUUUUGCUUACAGAUUAUGUGAAAAAGCAAUAAACGAAUUUGAUCCAGUCCUGAACAACAAAUUAUUACUUGAAUGUGUAAAGUGGUUUCUUAGCUGUGCUGAUGAAAUGGACAGACUAAACAGAUGCUUCAAUACACAUAAGACAGCACUGAGUUUGGACUUGUUAAACUUAGAAGAUAGUAAGACUAUGUGUGACAGAGUUCUUGUGGAAUGUUUAUAUAUUUUGUGCAAUAUAGAAAAUUAUCAGCCCUUGGUACGGUAUCUUGGUUUACCAAGUUAUAUAAAAAGAAAUCCACGAUUAAAGCUGGUCUAUGAGAUUGCAAUAGCUAACAUAAAGAAUGAUUUUAUUAGAGUUUGUAGGCUAUCUCAUAGAUUGUGUCCACUCACCACUUGUGUAUUUGUCAUUUACUUACCAAGAUUACAAAGAAACAGUCUACAAAUCAUGAGUUCAGCGUACAACAGCAAACAACUAACAGUACCAACAACAAUAUUACAAGACUGGAUGUUGUUCAACAGUGUUGUUGAUGUCACUGAAUGUUGCAAACACUAUGGUUUAAAUGUUGAUAAUGGAGUACAAUUCAAUAAGCUGUCUUUCAAAUGUGAUAUUGAAGCUCAUAAACCGAAGCUAAAUAAUCGGCUUACUGGAGGACAAAUUAUAAACUUACAUGAAGUUUUAACAUAUUGAGAUUAUUUAUCGGGACUUUGAAUCCCGGCUACGCAAACGAUUGUGCUAUGAAUAGUGUCGGGCACAGAAUAUACAAUAUUGGAUUUUGACAUACGGGAGUCAUACUUGUCCAGGUGUCGCUGACUGAAAGUUGAAUAAAUGAGACAACAAAAAGAAGGCUUUCCGUAUAUUACUUUGCUUGUUCCAGCAUGUAUUCAGAUAUAUGUGGUGCAAAUACUUAUUUUUAUAUUAAGAUUUUUCAUAUACCGUGUAUAACCGAGAUCU